Portunus trituberculatus (swimming crab) is the source of this 2306-nucleotide messenger RNA. RefSeq names its product hemocyanin A chain-like. Gene Ontology annotation, molecular function: oxidoreductase activity. The coding region runs from base 76 to 2094 and encodes 672 amino acids. The transcript has 3 exons. NCBI's taxonomy places the organism in Eukaryota, Metazoa, Arthropoda, Malacostraca, Decapoda, Portunidae. The record is from RefSeq and is a predicted model, not a curated record.
GGUUAGGCUUAGGACGAGGAGGAAGGCCAAUAUAAACCCCUGCAGGAGAGACGAGAAAGACAGUGAGCUGCCACCAUGAAACUGUUCGUCUUGUGCUCGUUGGUGGUCGCCGCCGCAGCCUGGCCCAGCCUUAGCGACUUCCAGGGUGACCAGCCCGUCGUGACGGUCGCCAGGAAGCAGCAGGACGUCAAUGGGCUGCUGCACAGGAUCUAUGAUGACCUGGCUUACCCCGAGGUGACUGACAUUAUUGACACCUUCGAAACCACACUGGAUGUCACCAGGUACAAGGAUGGAGGCGUGGCUAUCCAGAAGCUCCUGAAAGAGCUGCACGACCACCGCCUGGCUAGCAGGCACCACGUGUUCUCUCUGUUCAACACUCGCCAACGAGAGGAAGCUCUGAUGCUGUUUGAGGUCUUCAUGCAGUGCCAGACCUGGGAUGAAUUCUCAAGAAGUGCCAUCUUCUUCCGCAAACAUAUGAACGAAGGAGAGUUUGUCUACGCUAUCUAUGUCGCCAUCAUCCACUCGCCACUCGGCAAAGGCAUCGUCCUGCCUCCUCUCUACGAAGUUACGCCUCACCUAUUCACGAACAGCGAAAUCAUCAACAAAGCCUAUACAGCCCAGAUGACCAACACUCAGGGAUCGUUCAGAAUGAACUUCACCGGGUCAAGGAGGAACCCGGAGCAACAAGUCGCUUACUUUGGAGAAGACAUUGGCAUGAAUGUCCACCACGUCACGUGGCACAUGGACUUCCCAUUCUGGUGGACAGAUUCUUACGGCCAUCACAUUGACAGGAAGGGCGAGCUUUUCUUCUGGGUGCAUCACCAACUCUCUGCUCGCUACAACAGUGAGAGACUCUCCAACUGGAUGAACGUCGUAGAUGAACUUAGCUGGGAAAGCAUCAUCAAAGACGGCUUUGCGCCCCAUACAAGUUACAAAUUCGGCGGCGAGUUCCCUGCAAGACCUGAUAACGUUCGGUUUACCGAUGUGAAAGGCGUGGCGCGAGUGAGGGACAUGGUGAUCACUGAGCACCGCAUACGUGAUGCCAUCGCCCGCGGCUUCAUCGUCAGUCCAAGAGGCGAAACUAUUGACAUCAGUAAUGAGCACGGCAUUAACAUCCUAGGAGACGUCAUUGAGUCGUCCACAUACAGCCCCAACGUGAAUUACUACGGUUCCCUCCACAACACAGCCCAUAUCAUGCUUGGCCGCCAGGGUGAUCCACAGGGCAAAUUCAAUAUGCCUCCCGGUGUCAUGGAACACUUUGAAACCGCUACCCGUGAUCCCAGCUUCUUCAGGCUCCACAAGUACAUGGAUAACAUAUUCAAAGAGCACAAGGACUCCUUUGAUCCCUAUACAAAAGAGGACCUUGCGUUCCCCGGAGUAAGUAUUGAAUCGAUCAAUAUCGAUGGAGAGCUCAGAACUUAUUUCGAGGAGUUUGAGUUUGAUCUCGAAAACGCUGCAGAUCACUCAGAAUCCUCCAGUGUGGACAUUUCUGCCCGUGUUCCCCGCCUUAACCACAAGGAGUUCUCCUACAACUUUGAAAUUAACAACAACAACGACGAUGAGGUCGAGGCUGCCAUCCGCGUGUACCUAUGCCCUGAGAAAGACUCCCAUGGUAUCCAAUUCACCUGGGACGAGGGUCGCUGGCACUGCAUCGAAAUGGACAAAUUCUGGAGGAAGUUGAGCAGUGGAGCUAACAUGGUGGUUCGGAAGUCCUCUGAAUCCUCAGUAACCCGCCCCGACUCCAUGAGUUUCAAGGUCCUCCGGCAGAAGGCGGAUGAAGCUGUGGCUGGAGGUUACGACCUGAAUCUGGAGAAGUACGCGGAAGCAUGUGGUAUUCCUGACAGGAUGCUUCUGCCCAAGGGCAAGGCCAACGGCAUGGACUUUGCUCUUAUGGUCUUCGUUACCCCUGACGCACACAUUGAUGAGAGUGAGGUGAACGGAAACCACGCCCACUGUGGCAGACACGGACAGCCCUACCCCGACCCAAGACCCAUGGGAUACCCGCUCGAUCGUCGCAUCCCCGACAAGCGAGUCUUCCUGGACUCUCCCAACACAAAAUUCAUCAACGUUAAGGUCUUCCAUGGCGAACAAUAACCUUUGAGCUACCAUGUCAACGAUAAGAACGAGGAAAACGCAUUAACAUCCACGAGUGUUCCGCUGGCUGCUUCAUGACAACUGCUCCAGCUUAGAACAGCACAAGAUCAUGUUCACAAUAUGAGAAUAGAAUACAACCUUGACUUUUAAACAACCAUGUACUGUUUUGGACUGACAACAUCUCACUUGAUUAAUAAUAACUUGAAGCUUUA